Molecule: messenger RNA, 2535 nt
Organism: Zasmidium cellare ATCC 36951
Lineage: Eukaryota; Fungi; Ascomycota; Dothideomycetes; Mycosphaerellales; Mycosphaerellaceae
Exons: 1
Coding region: 1-2535 (844 amino acids)
Biological process (GO): ubiquitin-dependent endocytosis
Cellular component (GO): cytosol; cytoplasm
Molecular function (GO): protein-macromolecule adaptor activity; ubiquitin protein ligase binding
Source: RefSeq, a predicted model, not a curated record
AUGGCAGUAUCAUAUCGAUCCUCCACCUACGGCCUCCUCUACUACGACCCGGCCACGUACCACAACGAGUACGACAAACCACAGAAGCUCUUCCGACCUCGACGAGUCGGCCCUGGUCGAGUCUGCGUGAAAUCCGUUGACCCCGAGCGAGACCUCCCAAAGACCAACAAUCAACAAGUCCCUUACCCCUUCAAAGAAAGGCGAAAGCCAUCGAUCAAAGUCAAGCUGGCAGGCACACGCGAGAACGCCAAGCGCUUUCUCCGUUCCGUCAUCGCCAACUCCACCUCCGACUCACGAACCCCAAACGGUAGCGACGCCCAGAGCAAGAGAAGGUCUUGGUCACCGGCGAAACGCUCGCAGUCGCAACAGAGCGGCGAGAGUGGCGCUGCUGCACAACCACCGAGCGAGAACACCACCAGCAACAACAUGCGUGGAGGAAUCCGGCAUUCGAUAGGUGGGCCCAUCAACGCCCACCUGCAAAGGCCAAGACUGAGCAGUGAUGCUCGGGACAGUUCAACAUACUCUUCCAAUUCUUCAAGUACCAAUGGCAGUGCAGCACAACCAUCGCCACGGUUAGACACUACUGUCGUAGACAAUGUCAUUCCCAAUCUGAAUCUGGAGGAUGAGAAGCCGAUUGCUUCUGGAAAUGGCGUUAGCAUGGGCAUUCAUCUCGCUGAGCCAGUGCUUUUCCUUCAAGGAUUUGAAAACUCGGAGAAUUCGCCUGGAAACACUGCAAUGCUGCGUGGCGGGCUGCAUUUACGAGUUCAGAAAAGUGCAAAGAUCAAGGCCAUCACAUUGAAAUUCAAGGGUACCGCAAUCACGAAAUGGCCCGAAGGCAUUCCGCCUCGAAAAGUCGAAUUCGAAGAGAAGGAUACGAUCAUGUCACACACUUGGCCCUUUUUCAAUGCUCAAUUCGAAAGUGCAGAGAAAGGCACCAACGCGGAUCACGUGCAACUGUUCAAAGGACCAGAUGGUGCUUCUUCGACAGUGACGAGAUUGGAUCCACUCGGCCGAUCUACAGAAUCAAAUUCCACCGUAAACCUGAGUUCGAAGGAAGCCAAGAAACUUGCAUUGUCUGUCAAUCAAUCUCGCAGUUUUGGAAAGGGUGACCCACCACCUGGACCCACUGUGGCUGCCAAAGGAUAUAGGACAUUCUUACCCGGUGACUACAUCUACAACUUCGAACUGCCAUUGGACAGCCGGUUACCAGAGACUAUCGACGUCGAGCUUGGAUCUGUCAAAUACGAAUUGGAAGCCGUCGUAGAGCGAUCCGGUGCUUUCAGGGCGAAUCUCGUGGGCACUAAGGAGGUCACGCUCAUUCGAGCCCCCGCUGAAGGGUCGUUGGAGCAAGUUGAGCCUAUUGCGAUCAGCAGAAACUGGGAAGAUCAAUUGCACUACGACAUUGUCAUUUCUGGAAAGAGCUUCCCGCUUGGCACGCAAGUACCGAUUGCCUUCAAAUUGACGCCGCUCGCAAAAGUACAGUGUCAUCGAAUAAAAGUACUGGUCACAGAAAAUAUCGAAUACUUCUGUUCAAACAAACGGGUACAUCGGAUGGAGCCAACCAGGAAAGUGCAACUCUUUGAAAAGCGAGCGGAUGGUCCACCAACGAGUACAUUCCCUGGAAGUACGAUGCGAGUAACCGCUGGAGGUGGGGUUCCUUACGACCAGCGAGCACGAGCAGCACGCGGGGAGGAUGUCGCACCGACAGACACCACGAAUCUGUUGGGUAACCUCGAAGGUGACUCGAACAUCGGCCCCACAGAAAUGGAGUUCAAUGUGCAACUGCCAAGCUGUCACACAAUGAAAGACCGGGACCGAAGUCAACGACUGCACUUCGAUACGACCUAUCAAAAUAUCCAGGUACACCAUUGGAUCAAGAUUGUCAUGCGGUUGUCGAAGCCAGAUGCGAAUGACCCAAGCAAGCGAAGGCAUUUUGAGAUUUCCAUCGACUCGCCGUUCCACAUCCUCUCGUGUCGCGCGACUCAAGCAAACAUCUCAUUACCGGCAUACACAUCGCCAAUGGCCACGCCAAUGAGUGCAAAUCUUUUCGAAUGUGGUUGUCCAGGCGCUGCUCGACGGCGAAACUCACCACCCAGCUUUGUACCUGCGUUACACGCUAUCAAUACUGGCUCAAGGACGAGCGCCGAGGACAACCGUCCGUCGACGCCCACGAUGUUCUCGCCAGGUCUUGCCCGGCCACCAACGAUACAUGCUGCAAAUCAUGUGGGACAUAACCGGAUGCAAUCAGUCGAGCGACCGAUCCAUCUCCUACGAGCACCGUCUUUCAACCCGCCGCCGUUCGAGGAAGAGGAACCACCGCCACCGUUGAUUACACCACCCCCACAGUAUAACGACAUUGCAAGUCCCACGAACGGCCUUUCUGACUACUUUGCACGACUGAGUGAUGCUUACGAUUCUGACAGUGGCGACGAGAGCCAUUCAUCUGGACGAGUCAACGUACCGCUUACGCCUGGAGGACGAGUGAACAGGAGUAUGGAUCUAGGACGGAGUUGGGUACCUGUGGGAAGUACAUGA